Messenger RNA from Lates calcarifer (barramundi perch), 1986 nucleotides. It is a transcript of the gene ogfod3, whose product is annotated as urotensin-2 receptor 2. Gene Ontology annotation, cellular component: membrane. The record is from RefSeq and is a predicted model, not a curated record. NCBI's taxonomy places the organism in Eukaryota, Metazoa, Chordata, Actinopteri, Centropomidae. Gene Ontology annotation, molecular function: L-ascorbic acid binding; iron ion binding; oxidoreductase activity, acting on paired donors, with incorporation or reduction of molecular oxygen.
UCAGUUCGUCCAAUGAAAACGCUGCUUUCUUUUCCGGGGAGCCAAUGGGCGUGCCGCUAGUCAUCCACCAGGAAGUGAGUAGACUCAGGUGACGGUACGAGCUGUUGGCGGGGCUGGGCGUGCGGUAUGGUCAGACUGAGCACGAGAGGCUGCUCGUGGUUUUAUUUGUUAAAUGCUGCGCAGCAGAAGUUCAGAGGAGAAAUGGUGCGAAUGAGAAACACGAAGGGCGCGAAUGCCACCGAGAUAGAAAAGAAGAUUAAAAGAGGUAACGCUCUGAGGCAGGGAUCUGCAUGGAGGGGGCACAGAGGACUCAUGGUCUUGUUGCUGGUCGCUCUGUCUGUGUGCGGAGCUGCUCUGUGGUUGUACGUCACCUCUCUGGACAGCGACAUCACAGAGACGCUGGUCAGCCAGGGCGAGCUGGUCUCCGAUCAGCCAAGGGUCUACACCGUCCAGUGCUCCGAAGACUACGAGAACUACAAACGCUAUCCAGGAUGCACUCCUCAGAGGUGUGGCCGUGCAGUCACAGACAGCGUGGUAACGAGGGAGGAAGCUCAGGUCCUCCGGAGGCUGGCUGAGAGGGGACUGGCACUGGCUGGAUCAGAGGGAGGAGCUUCCAUACUGGAUCUGCACUCUGGAGCGCUGUCGAUGGGGAAGCAGUUUGUCAACAUCUACAGGUAUUUUGGAGAUCAGAUUGGAGAUGUGUUCACACAAGAGGAUUUCCAGCUCUACAGAGAUGUACGUGGUCGAAUCCAGGCAGUUAUUGCCGAGACAUUUGGUUUGGACCCGACUCUGAUGUACCUCACCAAGCCCACCUUCUUCUCCAGAAUCAACAGCACGGCAGCCAAGACCCAGCACGACGAGUACUGGCACCCGCACAUAGAUAAGGUAACUUACGGCUCUUUUGACUACACUUCCCUUCUUUACCUGUCUGACUACGGCUCGGACUUCAGUGGAGGAAGAUUCGUCUUCAUGGACCAGAAUGGAAACCGGACAGUGGAGCCACGGGCAGGACGAGUCUCUUUCUUCUCCUCCGGCUCGGAGAACCUCCACCGCGUGGAGAAAGUGACGUGGGGGACGCGCUACGCCAUCACCGUGUCCUUCACCUGCGACCCUGCACACGCCAUCUCUGACCCAGCCCUGCCCUGAGGCACCCAUGGGUGACGGCACUGCCCACUGGCUCGGACAAACCCUGUUAACAGAGAGGGGGAACAGGAGGGGAAGGAAAAAAGUGAGGUUUCAAAUGGAGGUUUGAGUGCUAACAGUGAUAUCCAGCAGCUGCACGCUCAAUAUCUGUAAUUUUCUUUUAUCUUGAGAUAUUGACUUGCUGCCCCUUCAUGAUACUGCUACAGAAAAAAGCCACGUGCUCAUCCUCUCUUCUGUGGAGGUGUUUUCUUAUUUGUCAGACCCUUUGUGUUUUAUCCAGUUUUCUACUGCAGUUGUUUUUUUUUAUUGCUUCAUCUUAGUCGCUAGUAUUAAGCGUGUUUGGGUUCCUCGCAGGUUUCCACAAUCUGCUCUUCGCGAUCAUUUCAGGGGAACGCUUGAGCAGAAAUUGCUUCUUAACUGAAAACAGUUUCAAAGAGGCUAAAGUGGGAUUGUGUGUUUUCAGUGUGUCUCCAUGUGUUUUUCAUUUUAAGGAGAGCUGUCAAUCCUGUGAAGAGGAGAUAUAGAUCUGGGGAAUCACUCCCUGAAUCAACCUUUCAUCACAAAAUCCCCACUUACUCUCGCCCCCAUGAACCAGGAGGUGUUUUCUUCUAAGAAGAACCCUCUCCUUUUCUAAGGGUGAUUGCUCCUUCAAGUAUGUUUACGUCAAUGUGAUCGAUGAGGUUUGAAAUAAAAUACUGACAGAACCUGAAAAGACUUUGUCUCUUUUCCCCAUUUUCAAAGUUACCGGUGUUUCUUCUAUUUUCUCUGCAAAAAAUGUAAUUAUGAAGCUCUUCAGUGUCCAAACUCUCAUUCGCUUUUCAUUAAACUGAGCGAUACAUAUGA